GGGGUCUGGGGCAGCCCAGCCAUGUGGGUCCAGGGACUGUGUCCACCAUGGCCUGGACUCCUCUCCUCCUCAUGCUCCUCUCUCACUGCACAGGUUCCCUCUCCCAGCCUGUGCUGACGCAGCCUUCCUCCCUCUCUGCAUCGCCUGGAGCAUCUGCCAGACUCACCUGCACCCUGAGCAGUGGCUUCAGUGUUGGAAGCUACUACAUAAACUGGUUCCAGCAGAAGCCAGGGAGCCGUCCCCGCUAUCUCCUGAACUACUACUCAGACUCAGACAAGCACCAUGGCACCGGGGUCCCCAGCCGCUUCUCUGGAUCCAAGGACACCUCGGCCAAUGCAGGAGUUCUGCACAUCUCCGGUCUGGAGCCUGAGGAUGAGGCCGACUAUUACUGUGGUACAUGGCACGGCAAUACUUUCCACAGUGACACAGACAGAUGGGGAAGUGGGACAAAAUCUUAA
Molecule: messenger RNA, 458 nt
Organism: Tupaia belangeri chinensis (Chinese tree shrew)
Lineage: Eukaryota; Metazoa; Chordata; Mammalia; Scandentia; Tupaiidae
Product: immunoglobulin lambda variable 5-39
Exons: 2
Coding region: 48-458 (136 amino acids)
Source: RefSeq, a predicted model, not a curated record